This is a messenger RNA of Lingula anatina, 5032 nucleotides long. RefSeq lists its product as uncharacterized. Lineage: Eukaryota; Metazoa; Brachiopoda; Lingulata; Lingulida; Lingulidae. Gene Ontology annotation, molecular function: RNA polymerase II CTD heptapeptide repeat phosphatase activity. The record is from RefSeq and is a predicted model, not a curated record.
CUGUUGUAUAGAAACAGGUGAGGUUCCCAACAGAAGUUUUUGAAGUUUAUUGUGAUACCAGGCAAAGUGAGCAGUCCUUCUUGUCAGUUUUAGUUAUACCUGCCUCCUUCAAAGCGCACAUGAAUCCAUUUAUUUUUCUGCUUUAUAGAACUGAAUUUUCAAAUAUCAUAGGGUUUGGUUUUACAACAACGUCAUCAAAUGGCAUUGUACUUGGUUGUUCAGGACUGUUUACUACUCCCUUUCUUUGGCAAGUGUUCAUGAGGAAAGUAUGUUCUAAUUGGCAAAAAGUCCCCUUGAAAUGGAUUCAGUGAGUGAUUCACAGAUUUAAAACAAUAGGUAAUGUACCAGCCCAGCACCAGUGUGGGUGUAAACAGGCUGUUUGUAUGGUGCUGGCUGGAAUGCUUAAUUACAUACCUCAUACCCAUUCAUGUAGGGAGAUGAACAAGUUAAGUUAAAUGCCCUUCCUUCAGUUGUUACCAUGAAAAUGUGAGGUAAAGAGAUUUUUGUUAGAUAAUACAAUUACCCAUAGUGUGAUCCAUGCUUAGGGGCAGCCUUGGAGCCAUUAAUUUGGGGCCUGACCUUUGUGCAUGGGGAACCCAUAUAUCACCUCACCUGUCUGGAACAUGGAUAGCAAUAACCAACAGGCUCUCUCUGGGUACUGGGCACCGAUUUCAACCUAUUUAAUGGCCCAAGGUGUUAGAAGUUAGACAGGUACUAUGCUUACUCAUGAUGGCUGCAGGUAGGGAACUUUGAAAUCAGGGGUUGGGCCUGGGGAAUUGGGACCCUAUCCAUUUUGCACGCAUGUCUCUUGUUGGCAGCCAGGGCCAUUUAAGCUCCAACCAAUGAAAGUUGAUGCGAUGGGUGUUAUUUUUGUGACCCAGAUAGAAUGUGCGUAUGAAGAGCUGGCAGCUGGUGCGUCAGGGUUUAAAGGUACCUGUGAUUUCGAAGGAGAAACAGUUUCUCAAUCUUGGCAACUGGUGGUUUAUUUUGAGAGAGGUAAUUUGUUUCAGCACUGACAAGGGAAAAAGGAAGCAGGGAAAAAGCAGGCAGUUGAAAGUAAACUUUGAAAAGGGAAGACCUUUAAAAAGACUCUAAGAAGGAACUUUUUUAUCUGUGGUGUGUUUUUGAAUAGAAACACACAUCAUGCCAGGUGCAGAUUUCAAACUGGUGCCCAUAUACAUCGGGCAGCCAGUGGUCACCAAUCAGUAUAAACUGAUCUCCAAUGGGAAAGUAACUGACCUACAGCCAGUAAAUGCCCAUAGAAAUGGUCAGACUGCCAUUGUGGAAGAAGACAAGCCCAUCUACGCACAUACUCAGAGGCCGUCACUGGUGAAAGUAAUCAGCAAUGUGAAACCAGGAGUAGGAGCUGGGGUACACCCCAUGUCCAUAGAGUCUGUGAAAUACUAUCUGGUUUCUGAUCCCCAGCCUGUGUCUUCUGCAUCCUCUGCCACUGAUAGAUUCAGAGUAAUCCCUGCCAACAACAACAACAGACCAGAGCCAAGGGCAAAGAAUUCAAAUGUUGUGGCAGCCAGACCACAGUUGCACAAUGUUAAUUUUUUACCGUCAAGUAGUAGUGGCAGCAAUAGCAGUAGCAGAUUGAGAGAUCCUGAAGUUAAAAACACCAAUUUUUCAGCAAACAAUGACAGAUCACCACAUAAUUACUCCAACAGCACACCUCUUUUGAACAACAAUAACAAUUCCAAAAUGAGAGAUUCCCCAUGGAAAAAUUCAAAAAUCUACAAUGCUUCUAUGGGAGGGGAAAAUCGAGGAAGAAUGGGCAGCGUAGGAAGAGCGCAGAUCCAAGAUAAUCUGACAGACAACCACCAGAGUAGCCCAAUGCAUCCAGAGUGGUUGCACAAAUUCCCAGUGGAUCCAACACAUCAUGAUGAGCAGAACCAUCAACAAGAUUAUCUUCGCAAUUCCUCUACCACCUCCUGGACCAGAAAUCAGCCACAAGACUUGGAAAAUUUGAAGACUGUGCAAAAGGACCAGUGGUCACCAUCGGUGGAAAAAAACAAUAACAUAAGAUGGCAAUCAAAAUCUGCCAUGAAAACAAAGAUGCCUGAGAAUUAUGAGAAAGAGAAAGCGCAGUCGGUUGACGCGCACCCCCAAGAGGCAGAAACAACAGAUUCAUCACCCAGUGAUGAAACAGAAUUGGAAGAUGAGGAGCAGAACUACAAGCUGUUAGUAGAAGAAGAUGAAGAAGUAGCAAAUGAACCCGAGAUGGAACCAGAUCUAAUCACAAGCCUCAAGGCACUCGAUAUUAUUACAAGUGUACAACCAGGCUCGUCGACGUUAAAGAAACCCAGAAACAGGGGCAUCUUCAGUUCAUUUUUCUGUUGUUUUGGUGAUAAUAGCCACGCACAACAAAGUACACCAGUUCCUACUACAGAUACAGAUUCACAGCCAAAUGGCAUUGUUAAGCCACCUCCAAAAUACCUCCUUCCUGCUGUGCGGCCAAGAGAUGUAAAUAAAAUCUGUAUGGUUAUAGAUUUAGAUGAAACAUUAGUUCACAGUACCUUUCAGCCUCUACCUCCCCUCGCCCAUCACCUUUUACAGCCUCAGAGGCAUCAAGAUAUGGGCAAAAAAUGCAUGGUGAUAGACCUUGAUGAAACAUUAGUGCAUAGUUCAUUUAAGCCUGUAAAUAAUGCUGAUUUCAUUGUGCCAGUUGAAAUAGAUGGGACAAUACACCAGGUUUAUGUUCUGAAGAGGCCUUAUGUGGAUGAGUUCUUACAGAAAAUGGGAGAAAUGUUUGAGUGUGUGUUAUUCACUGCUAGUUUAGCAAAAUAUGCAGACCCAGUGGCAGAUCUAUUAGACAGAUGGGGUGUUUUCAGAGCACGACUUUUCAGGGAAUCUUGUGUCUUUCAUAGGGGAAAUUAUGUAAAGGACUUGAGUAGGUUAGGAAGAGAUUUGUCAAAAGUGGUGAUUGUGGAUAACUCCCCAGCUUCAUACAUCUUCCAUCCAGACAAUGCAGUUCCUGUGGCGUCGUGGUUUGACGAUAUGAGUGAUUCAGAACUAUUGGACUUGAUUCCCUUUUUUGAAGGCCUAAGCAAAGUGGAUAAUGUAUACUCUGUACUGAAAAACUCCAAUUCAUAAUACCAAACCUUAUAUAUACAGGGUAGUUGGAUGAACUUCCUUAGAAUCAAAACUAAAAGGGGGUGUGUGCCCUGCGCUGUGGGGCGGAAUUUCUUCUAGUCCGCUAAUACAGAGAAAGUUUUGCGACUCGGAUCACGCAGCUACGGCAAGACACUGCCUUAUAGCACCUGUCCUGGGGAGCAUUUCAUUAUUAUCAGAUUCGAUACUACACCAAUGAGAAAUACCAAUGUUUAACGUAAUUAAUAUAUAUCAUUAUCGUAAAGGGGAGGAAGAAUUGAUGCCAGAUGUGUCGUCAUGUUGCCGGCAUUGUACCAAGUCCAGAUUGGUGCUCAGGCAAAGUAUUUUGCCAUCCCCUGUUGCGCAUACCAACGAGAAAUUGCUGACGGGUUGUAUAUUUUAAAAGAGGAAAUUAAACUGCUGAAGGAAGAUAAAUAUAGUAUUUUAAUGUUUAUGGACUAGAGACAAGAAGAACAUUUCUUGUCAACACUGUGUAUAAAAACAAUUGCAAAGAUUAUAUUAUGAAUAAUACUGUGAUAACCUGUUGUUAUCAUUAUCAACAAGCAACCAGUAUAUGUAUUGAAGAAAAAUGAAGCAGAAAAAAAAAAACAGAGAAAUUGUGUUCAGACUUCCAGAAGUCAAGUCAACUCUCUCUGUCAGGACAAAGGCAGCCAGCUUGAUGUGUCUACUGUGUGAACAGUCGACUGGAGUGUACAAUUGGUACCAGAUAAAGUUAAGAAUGACCGACAUUUUCAAUGUUGGAUAGAUAAGACAUGACAGUCAAAUUCAGUCUUUUAACUGCUGUGACCUGUGACUAAACAGACCAUAUUUUUUUCUGUAAAAAAAGUCACUGAUGUACUAAAAUUGUGACUCAUGGACCAUGUUCUUGAGUAGUUGAAAUCGGUUUUAAUCAGACAUUUAGACUGGUUGAGACUGAUUGAUGUAGAGAGCAGGUAUUCUAGGCAAAGGUCACACAACGGAUUGUUAUUAUCAUAGUAAGAACCCUGCUCAAGUGGUCAAAUUGUUGAUAUGAUCACAGAACAAAACAGUAGUCCAAAUUGCUGUCACAGGUCAUUGGUGUUGUUUGUGUUAGUCCAGUGUACAUAAGAUAAUGGACAGUUUUCUUUAGACUGCACACAGCCUUAAUUCAUGGAUUAAGCAGUAAAUGAAUGUGAUCUAUUGUAAUGAAAUUGUUAUUUUGUGAAUAUUCUCCCCCUUCUCUUUCUCUCUCUCUCUCUCCCUCUCGUUGAUUUUAUGUUUAUUAAAUUUGAAACAUAAAAUGGGAAAUGCAUAUGUAUGAAUAUAAAAUACAUAUGUUAGCCUGAUCAAAUUGGUAUGAUGCAACAAUUUCACCUGGAAGUUUGAUUAUUUGGUUUAAAAUUGAACUGUAAAAAGAUGUAAAUUUAGGUAAAAGCAUUUUGAAAUGCUGCUUAGUUGGUGUAUUAAAAGCUGUGUGUCAAGUCAUAAAAUUGGACUGUGCAGAGUUGUCUGUACAAAGUGUUGUUAUUUUUGCUAAAGAGAGAAUGGAAGAAAAAGUAUCAUGAAAAAUAUAUAGAUAUAUAUGAUUAUAUAUAUAGAUAUAUAUGAAAAGCUCAAUUGUUAUCAAUACCAAGUUGUAAUCAUUAUUGAUAUUUAGGAUCAUUCACAUGGCAAAUCCAGAUGUUUCCUUCACUUGCUAUGAUAUCACCACAUUUGUAUAUUUGUUAAUAAAAUACAUCAUUAUUAGCACAAUUUUUACCCAUUAUGAAAGAGAAAUGUUUCAUCAUUAGUUAGCUGUCUAUGUACUUCUGUUAGGGUUGUGUAUUCCUUGUAAGAGUUUCAUUUAGUACACCCAUGUUAUGACAGGAUUUUAACAGGCUGGUCUUGUACUUUUUGAUUUAUAUUCAAUUGGACAAUGAAAAAAUGGCUUGGAAAUGAAAUGACAUACAAAGUAAUUAUA